Molecule: messenger RNA, 2860 nt
Organism: Paramacrobiotus metropolitanus
Lineage: Eukaryota; Metazoa; Tardigrada; Eutardigrada; Parachela; Macrobiotidae
Exons: 5
Coding region: 419-2329 (636 amino acids)
Molecular function (GO): protein binding
Source: RefSeq, a predicted model, not a curated record
GUUCAGGGAAGGGGUUAAUGCGACGCUACUCUAUUCCUUUUAUACAGUUGUAUAUUCUAUGGCCUAAAAAUAUAAGUAUCACCGUAUAAGAUGGUGAAUAUGUUCCUAUAAUUUAUAAUAUAAUCAUUAUAUCCGUGUAAUGUAGAGUAGUCAUACACUAAAUGGUGCCACGGCCCCUAAUUAUUAGGCUCGUUACGCCACUUUGUGGUAAUAAUUCUGCGCGUUUAAAUCUGGAUUCUUGUUACAACAAUGCAAAUUAAGAGCACAGCUGGUUAGACUGUUCGAGUCAGACAAGUUUUUAAUUUUACAUACGAGUAUUCUUUUCACCUAUUUCUCGUCAACAUUGAUUUUUUCCGCGAUGGUUUGCCUGGAUCACUUGAGUUCCUAACUUUCCUACACUAUCAUUCCACAGAUCAGCAUGGAGUUUACGCCGUUAGUGAUGCCACAGUUCCAGCCACUCUUGGCUGAGGCUGGCCAGAUGAGUUACCAGAAUAUGGUGGCGGUCCUCAAUGAUGACAACAGCUGGUGGCUGGGAUACAUUCAGGAUAUGAACGGCGAGCUGGCCUUCAUCCACUUUGACUCGAAGAAGGUCACUAACCGUUGGGUGCACAUGGGACGGGUCUGGGCGUUGCCAUUCUAUGCAGACACCCGCCCAUUUUUACAUGCGCGCAAAAUGCAGGUCGUCUAUGCGGCACUGCGAGACGAAGACGAUGGACCGUUUCGUUUCCGACAGGUAACAAUGUUCAAUGAAGUGCAAGGAUGUGAGACAUGUCGACUGUACUACAUCAAAACCGUGACUAUUGACACCAGCGACCAGCAAAACAGCGCGCGUUGUGAACUGGUUCAGCACUGCCAAAUUACACCACAUCUGCCGCCCGCCGGUUCUCCGCUGCUGCUGCACUCCAUCAGCGGUCUGCGCUGCACCAAGUACAUGGUGCCCUUCCCCGCAGCCCCGACGAUUUUCCGUGACGCCUCCGAUAAAUUUCGCAUCAUCAAGCACUUUCGUCAUGCAUUUGAAGGGAACAGGUCAUCCGUUCAUAAAUGGGACUGUUGUCGCUUUCAUCUGCGAGCUGAACGGGAUGGAUGCAUGUUUAUCUUCAUGGGUCCCGCAGUGGACGCCGAGAUGGCACAGAACAUGGUGAAGACGUUGACACAAGUGCUGGAGACACACCUAGCCAGUCGGGAACAAUGGCCAGCGAUUAUUCGGCAAAGUCCAUGCAUAACUGAGCCAUGUCGGCACGAAAAAGACAUCCUUUACCCACCCGCGGACAUUCUUGGCACCCCCAUCACGCAUUCGUUGACCUUUGUGCUUGAAAUUGGGCUUACACUAUGUAUUCAAAUGCUUUCUUCAGAUGGGGAACCCGUUUCAUCUUGCACCGUCGCUCGCCUGGGUCAGCUGCCGCCGUCCCUCCUCAGCGAGAUAUUCCCCUAUUUGGACUUGCAUUCACAAAUGCGGGCGAAACGGGUGUGUACAUUGUGGCAGCUGCUGCUGAACAGUCCCCGUCUGACGAAACACAUCAGUAUCUCCUUCGAAACCUGUGCUAAAAUUCAAUCCGAUAACAACAACUGCUUUCGCUUGGCAGCGCUACUGAGCCGCACACUCAGCUCAACAACCGAAAGCCUCACCGUGUUGGGAGCUCUCCGCCCACAAAACAGAUUAGUUUUAAAUAACGUGCUGGAAGCCAUCAAGAUUACGCUACCGCUAAUUGUUUACACAGACCACAUCAUCACAUAUCCCGGACCGAUACCCAAUUUAACACAGACGGAAUUGUGGCAUCCUGCAGGUGGAAUUACGCGAUUCUAUGGAUGCCAAUGCAAGUUAUUCCUGCUCCAUAACUUGCAAAUGGAUCAUCUUUUCGCAUGGCCAAUGUACGCGGUUUUUAAAUUUAAACCAAUGUACAAUAAUGCAGGCAGCGGUCAUCCCUUGCCAGCGCAUGAGCAAGCAUUUAUGGCGGAUCUGACGAAACCACCCCACGAACAGCCCAUCGACCAAGUGCGCAUCACCAUUCCGCGGCUGAUGUUGCGCGGCGGUGGCGACUUGGACCACCGGCUGCUCAUGGCUGGCCACUUCAUGUUCGCCUUGAACGACAAUUUCCCACCAUCCACGGAGGACAUGUUAGCCCGGGUGACGGCUGUAUAUGCUCGCUGGGUGCGCACACUCAUCUAUCCAGAUGAUUGGGAGGCGGUUCGCAAUUAUCUCAUAAUGUUCAGCCCUUUCGAACCCGACGGCCGUCCACAAAGAUGGGCCAAGGUCGAUCUGCGCUUGGUGGAUGUCAGAACAUUAAGCAGGAUGGCCAUCUAUGGAAUUGACGCGGUAUUUCGAGUGUGAUACUACACAACGCUCGCCUUUGACGGACCACGUCAAUGCAUGACAUACUGCACUGCUGGAGAAAUCAAGAUCACUUAUUCGAGUGGGAGUUUGGCUACAGGGCCGACCAUCAGUACUUUUGUACUUACAAAAUUAAUAUAACGCUGAUUAUAGUACUGUCAGUGCAUCUUUUUACAAUUGCUUUUUAAGUUGUUGCAUCUGCUAGUUUGUUGUGAGCGACACUGAGCGUCCGACUUAUGUUCUGCAUUAUCUGUAGUUGUGCUUCCAUAUGAAGUGUGUGUGCCAAUUCAUUACUUUUGAGGAAUUGUAUUUUUAUUUGUUUCUUUACCAACAACAAAUUACUAUUUUGUGGUGUAUGACGUACGACCGGAAGUACGUACGGAUAUCUCGUGAUUAUUGCUGUUAUUGUUGUGACCUUAUCUACGUAGCAACCGGACAUGUGAAGCUUCGGUUACUACGUUAGUGUAUUCAGUUGACUCUUUGCACUAUUACAAAAACGGUAAUACUUCUAAUAAAGUAUUAGACCGUAGA